Messenger RNA from Branchiostoma belcheri (Belcher's lancelet), 2633 nucleotides. RefSeq names its product plexin domain-containing protein 2-like. NCBI's taxonomy places the organism in Eukaryota, Metazoa, Chordata, Leptocardii, Amphioxiformes, Branchiostomatidae. The record is from RefSeq and is a predicted model, not a curated record. Bases 100 to 1665 code for a protein of 521 amino acids. The transcript is spliced from 17 exons.
UCGGCGACGAGGGCGGAUGCGCGCCGGUGAUAAGGGGAAGGUGCUGGGUUAAAACAACGGUCGGUUACACGGGAGCGGCUACCCGGUCAUCGGCCCACGAUGCCGCGGCUGUUUGAUCUUCUCCUACUGGUCCUCGGGGUCGAAGGGUGCCUGGCUGAUACAGCCCACCCACGGUCCGUGGACGAGCUAAAUCUCGUCAAACCACGCGAGACUGCCCGUAGCCGGGUACGGCGGAACGGGGCCGUGUCGCAACAACAGGUCCCAACAGAAGGGCCGAUAGAACACCCGGGACAACAGAGACCGCCUGAGAAGGAACAGGAGCCAGUUCUGGUGAAACAGGACAAGUUCCAAUACUACACGUCCAAGUACUUCACGAUGACCCCGCCAGGUUCUACAGUAUGGGUCAACAUGGACGACCCCAGAUCCAUGGCAACGGUCGCGUACGGCCCGGGGUCCAAUCACCAGCGAGGAGCUAUGACAGUGUCUUUAUCCUUUGACUUCCCGUUCUAUGGACACCCCAUCCGGAAUAUAUCUCUGGUAACUAAUGGUUUCUUGUACACCGGCACCCUCCUGCACAAGUCCCUGACAGACACGCAGUACAUCGCACCUCUCAUGGCGAACUUCGACCCUAACGUCAACCCGGAGUCCAUGGUUCGCUACAGGGAUAAUGGUACGUCCUUCACCGCAGAGUGGACCAAGAUCAGAUUGAGAGACGACGAGGAAGCCGGCCCUUUUACCUUCCAAGUCACUCUGUCUACUGACGGAACCAUCGUGUUUGCCUACAGACAGAUUCCGUUCCCAGUUUCCAGAAUAGACGAUUCCAAGUUGCCCGCCAAAGUAGGGGUGUCCGACGCCUACACAGUCGGAACUCGCCUGCUACCGUUCCUAGAUUUCGACAGAAAAACCAUCUACGAGUAUAACACGAUAGAGCUGGAUCUGACCAAGGUGCUGGAGGGAACUUUCUUCGUGCUGUCACCGAGGCCAACAUGCAGUGAUUUCCUGACGUGUGACAGCUGUGUGACGUCAGAGAUCGGCUUCAACUGUGGUUGGUGCAAUGUGUUACACAGGUGUUCCGACGGACUGGACCGGCUGCGCCAGGAGUGGGUAGCCGCGAGCUGUGACGAUCAGAGUGCAGCGCGGACCAUCUGUGACGUGGAGGACCCUGUAACCACCACCAGUGCCCCGCCCCUGCUCCAGGUGCCCGCCAGCACCGCCAAACCGCUAGCCACGCCCACGGCGUACUCAGCCGUCACCAACCAUACUGUAGUCAGGAGCAACAGUCAAGUCCUGCAGACACCGGUGCUUCACAAUGAUCACAACCCUGUAACAGGCAAAAAAGAGCCGAAAGGGACGGUGGAUAACAGCACGACCCGCCAAAGAAUAUUGAAUAAGGACCUGGAGGCUGUGAAGAGCGUGGUGGGCAGCCCCAUCAAGGGCAGCGCCAUGGAGUUCAACAGAAGAAAAAUACGGAUGGAGAUCAUCAUAGGCAUCAUCGUGGCAGUAGUGGUGGUGGUAGUCGCUCUAGCCUGUAUCAUACACACGUAUUCCCGCAAGUCAUCCAGGUCCGGAGUUCUUGUUGUUCAGUGUUUCUCUACACCUGAGUUUUCAGGUCAACGUCCUGAGGUGAUGCUCCUGUCGUCAGACAAAGUGUACUUUGCACCGUGAGGCCGGGAGUCGGGGGGCGUCGGGACAGACUUUUUUUCUUACCGCCGGACGGACGUCACACUAUGUGUCAUGUGGAAGACAUUAAGAGUCAAACUUGUACAGCCAUAAGCUCUAACCUACCUGUCGCCUGGAGACGGUUAUCUGGAGACGGUUGCCUGGAGACGGUUACCAGGAGACGGUUACCUGGAGACGGUUGCCUGGAGACGGUUACCAGGAGACGGUUGCCUGGAGACGGUUGCCUGGAGACGGUCGCCAGGAGACGGUUGCCCUGACGGUUGCUUGGUAGCUGCUCUGUGAGAAUUUACGGUCGCACAAUGCCGCUAAAUUGAAAAAGGCCCCGCCGGACUCCACAGACCACAAUUGGACCGUUUUCAAUUGCUCCAUUACCUUGAUUUGUGUACAUAAAACAGACACGGAUGGGUCAUUUCUCAACAUGAUGGGAAAUUCAAAAACUCUAACUUGACUGUGAAUCUGUAAAUAACGUGAGAUAGCAGGAACUAAAGGGGAUCUGGAAUACCUGCAAUCGUUGAUUAAAUUUGGCCUUGAAUUUUGUGGUGUUGUGUGUAAGGAUAUGAAGUAUUGAUGUAGACACCAACUUGUGCAUUGUUGUAUAACAAAAGACGAAUACCGUACGUGGCACAAGUCUAAAUCGUGUACAUCUAUCUUAAUCGUUGUAACUUGAAGACUAUUAUUACCUGUGACCCAUGACCAAUUUACCUUAUUCUACGAUUAUGGCUGGAUCCGUGUAGAGUAAGUUGAAUAUUUCACUGCGUUAAGGUUCACCAAGAGUCAUGAAAGCUGCAUUCUCACCUGUAUCUCCGCUCUGAGACGCUAUGUGGCACUGUCAAUUCAUCAACAAAAGGCUGUGACGCUGGGACCUUUGAUAAUUGACCAAUCGUUGGACGGCAUUUGUACCUGCGACAUGUUGUGUCUUCUUUCAUUCUUUACACCGGAUUCUGGUCAACAGC